AGGAGUACGGGAGGCCCCGGAUGUUCGUUGGGGAUUCAACAUGGCGGCGGCAGUGGCCGCGGCGGCGGCGGCGCGAGACAGCUGAAGGCGGUGCGCGAGCGCAGAGUUCCGGCCCGAGUAGCUAGGCCGCGAGCGACCGCGGCGCCAAGCCGAUGAGUAACUCAAAGCCCCAGGAGGAGACGUCACCCACGCGAGGGUGUUUCUAGCCCAGCCAACUUGAGACCAGGUGCCUGUGAGAGCCCCCGCCAGCCACCGCUCACACACUUCCUGUGCUCAGGCCCUGGAACCAUGUUUGGAAAGAAGAAGAAGCGGGUGGAGAUCUCAGCCCCAUCCAACUUUGAGCAUCGCGUGCACACAGGCUUCGACCAGCAUGAGCAGAAGUUCACAGGGCUGCCCCGCCAGUGGCAGAGCCUGAUUGAAGAGUCAGCACGCCGACCCAAGCCCCUUAUCGACCCCGCCUGCAUCACCUCCAUCCAGCCUGGAGCCCCCAAGACCAUCGUGCGGGGCAGCAAAGGUGCCAAGGAUGGGGCCCUCACACUGCUGCUUGACGAGUUUGAGAACAUGUCGGUGACGCGCUCCAACUCCCUGCGCAGAGACAGCCCCCCGCCGCCACCUGCCCGUGCCCACCAGGAGAAUGGAAUGCUGGAGGAGCGGGCAGCCCCGGCCAGAAUGGCCCCUGACAAGGCUGGAGGCAGAGGCCGGGCUGCAGGCCACAGCGAGGCAGGCAGUGGUGACAGACGGCGGCUGGGGCCAGAGAAGAGGCCCAAGUCCUCGAGGGAGGGCCCAGGAGGGCCCCAGGAGGCCUCCCGAGAUAAGCGCCCCCUCUCUGGGCCUGAUGUUAGCACCCCCCAGCCUGCCAGUCUGGCCAGCGGGGCAAAACUAGCAGCUGGCAGGCCCUUUAACACAUACCCGCGGGCUGACACGGACCACCCACCCCGGGGUGCCCAGGGGGAGCCACACAGUGCGGCCCCUAAUGGGCCAUCAGCCACAGGCAUGGCUGCCCCUCAGUCUUCAUCCUCCUCCCGGCCUCCCACCCGAACCCGUGGUGCUCCCAGCCCAGGAGUGCUGGGCCCCCAUGCCUCUGAGCCCCAACUGGCCCCCCCAGCACGUGCUCUUGCUGCCCCUGCUGCACCCCCUGCCCCUGGGCCCCCUGGGCCUCGCUCACCACAGCGGGAGCCCCAACGAGUGUCCCAUGAGCAGUUCCGGGCUGCUCUGCAGCUGGUAGUGGACCCGGGGGACCCACGUUCCUAUCUAGAUAACUUCAUCAAGAUCGGCGAGGGCUCUACGGGUAUCGUGUGCAUAGCCACCGUGCGCAGCUCCGGCAAACUGGUGGCCGUCAAGAAGAUGGACCUGCGCAAGCAGCAAAGACGUGAACUGCUCUUUAAUGAGGUGGUGAUCAUGAGGGACUACCGGCAUGAGAACGUGGUGGAGAUGUACAACAGCUACCUGGUGGGUGACGAGCUCUGGGUGGUCAUGGAGUUCUUGGAGGGAGGCGCUCUCACGGAUAUCGUCACCCACACCAGGAUGAACGAGGAACAGAUUGCCGCUGUGUGCCUGGCUGUGCUGCAGGCGCUGUCUGUGCUCCACGCCCAGGGCGUCAUCCACCGAGACAUCAAGAGUGACUCCAUCUUGCUGACCCACGAUGGCCGGGUGAAGCUGUCCGACUUCGGGUUCUGCGCCCAGGUGAGCAAGGAGGUGCCGAGGAGGAAGUCCCUGGUGGGCACACCCUACUGGAUGGCCCCAGAGCUGAUCUCCCGCCUUCCCUACGGGCCAGAGGUAGACAUCUGGUCACUGGGGGUGAUGGUGAUCGAGAUGGUGGAUGGGGAGCCCCCCUACUUCAACGAGCCACCCCUCAAAGCCAUGAAGAUGAUCCGGGACAACCUGCCACCCCGACUGAAGAACCUGCACAAGGCAUCGCCAUCUCUGAAAGGCUUCCUGGACCGCCUGCUGGUGCGUGACCCAGCCCAGCGGGCUACUGCUGCUGAGCUGCUGAAGCACCCUUUCCUCACCAAGGCGGGGCCACCAGCCAGCAUUGUACCCCUCAUGCGCCAGCACCGAACCAGAUGAGCCGGAGCCUGGUCCCCAACCAAAGAGCCCUGGGCCACCCUGCCCAGCAGAGGCCAGUAGGGGCCGACGCGCUCCUGCAGCCCAUGAGACACCGUGGGGAGCCACCAUCACUGUGCUGGGGGUUUCGUGGGACCCAACUACUGAAGUCCGGUUUGGGUUCCAUGACUGUUAAAGCAACACCAGGACAUGUGGGAGCAAGUGAGGCUCCCUGGUCCCUCACCCUCCAGGACAGGCCCCUCCCCUGUGCUCAGUCCACAGGGGAGCAGGCGGCAGCCCCGUCACUGGAAAUCUGCAUCAGGGGCCACUGGGGACAGAGACGACGCUGUGAGGAAGGUGUGUGUGUGUGUGUGUGUGUGUGUGCGCGCCCAGAAAGUCCAGCUCCUCUGUCCUCAGUCUGCAAGGGGGAUCUCAGGCCUUGCCUGGUGCCCAGCCCCUGACCCUGAGCCAUUGAAGGGUCAAUCAUGAAUGUUUGAAGAGUGGCCUUUUCCCAGAGCCCCACACCCUCUUUCCACAGGAGAGUCAGGUUGGGGCCUCCCCUCCCCCAACCUCUGCAGCUAAUGACUACUGCACCUGGACAGCCUCCGUUUUCUAGAAGUCUAUUUAUAUUGUCAUUUUAUAACACUAACUGUGUCUUAACCUGGGCACAGAUGAUCCCUGACCUGUGGGGUGGCCUGGGGACAGAGCCACUUUUGAAGAAUCAGGCUCCUGUCCCCCAUCCCACUGCCCCUCCCUCCCAAUUAGUUUUACAAUUAAAACAUUUUCUUGUUUUGUGGUA
Messenger RNA from Peromyscus eremicus (cactus mouse), 2842 nucleotides. RefSeq names its product p21 (RAC1) activated kinase 4 (gene Pak4). The record is from RefSeq and is a predicted model, not a curated record. Gene Ontology annotation, cellular component: cytoplasm. Gene Ontology annotation, molecular function: protein serine/threonine kinase activity; ATP binding. The transcript has 10 exons. Lineage: Eukaryota; Metazoa; Chordata; Mammalia; Rodentia; Cricetidae. The coding region runs from base 289 to 2067 and encodes 592 amino acids. Gene Ontology annotation, biological process: intracellular signal transduction; regulation of MAPK cascade; protein phosphorylation.